Messenger RNA from Sinocyclocheilus grahami, 1464 nucleotides. RefSeq lists its product as uncharacterized. The coding region runs from base 46 to 1464 and encodes 472 amino acids. Lineage: Eukaryota; Metazoa; Chordata; Actinopteri; Cypriniformes; Cyprinidae. Gene Ontology annotation, molecular function: guanyl-nucleotide exchange factor activity. Gene Ontology annotation, biological process: activation of GTPase activity. The record is from RefSeq and is a predicted model, not a curated record. The transcript has 7 exons.
UUCAGAAUUAAAAGCAGAGAAUACAAACCGAGGCGACCGAAGGCCAUGCCAGGGCCAGAUGGAUACAGAGAACUAUAUCCAUGCCAAAACUUUCCUGCGUCUAAAACUUACUGUCCCCCUAAACCUCCGCUUAAGGGUGAGAAAUGGCACAGAGCGACAGACUUUAUUUUGAGGAGAGAUGUCCAAGAGAAGGACCACCAACGCCAGGCCACCCAGCACUCCACAGCGGCACAAAACCCACGCCAAGUAAUUGCCACUCAUGGUCUGGUCGCUCCCCCAAAGAUAAAACCAAUCCCAAAACCUCAUCUUCUGAAGACGCAAAUUCAUGUUAAGCAAUCACAGCCUGUCCAUAAUAUCAUUAUGAAUUAUGUUGCACCUACAUCAGACCAAGCUUGUUCAGAUGGAAAGAAUAAUGACACUCAUUUGGAAAACUGGCACAGUCGUCCAAAAACUACCUCACAUAAAUCAAAACGAGUCCCUCCGAGCAUACCUGUACCUGCCAGACCUCUUCCCAAAGAGCCAGAGCAAAUGAUCUCCAUGAUGGCACCAAAGAAUGAUAUUGAUGAGGGAGUUUAUAUGGAUGUAGACACAACACCAGUCCAGUCUGAAUGCUCCAGUUCACCAAUGCUGCCCCACAGACAAGCUUCUGAGGUUUGUCCCAAUGGCAAACCCCUUCCACAUCCAUCUCUGUCAAAACCAAUUCCUGCUUUCAGGGUCCACAAUAAAACCAAAAUUGAGCACAAUGAAGUUGGAUUGCUCAGCGACCUUGUCAGGGAAAGUUUGGUUUCUGAGCUACACAAAAGAUUCUCAGGAGCAAUUAAAGAGAGAGAUUGUAGCACCAAAAAGCCCAAAGUAUUUAAGGCUAAAGGAGAUCACGCUCCCAAAAUGUUUAGUAACUCUCAGUUAGAAAUGUGUUCAUUGUGCUUUCACACCAAAAGACUGACCGAUGGAGAACGACUACAUGAAAAUGUAUCCAUCUCAGGUGUUUCCAAUGGAGAGAGUCCAGAGGACGUUCCUUCUGUGAUAAAAUACCAAGAAACAGAUGGGGAGAAUCUCUCUAAGAACGUACUUGAAACUUCUCAAAGGACUCCAACAAUGCUGCCUCUUCCUGGUUUGGUGGACAAACUGAUCAAAAGCCCUUCUAAGAGUAGCUGCAACUGCAUGUGUGCUGAUACUAAGACAAAGUUAAUGGAGAACUUGUGGCAAGCCCGAAACAUUGUAAGAGACAGUGGAAUACUACACCGGCUCAGUAAGGAACAGCUAAAGCUUCAAGAGCAUCUGUAUGAGGUUGUUACAACUGAGCAGUCCUAUCUUCAGAGCUUGACGGUGGCUGUGGAGCAUUUUCAAGAAUCUUCAGUGCUGAAAGACACUUUGGCACCAAGAGACAGAAAGUCAUUGUUUUCUAGCAUUGCAAAGAUCAAAGAGAUCAGUCAAAGGACCAUGUGGCAUGGAAAACUGGAUUAA